This is a messenger RNA of Fusarium pseudograminearum CS3096, 1512 nucleotides long. RefSeq lists its product as uncharacterized. Lineage: Eukaryota; Fungi; Ascomycota; Sordariomycetes; Hypocreales; Nectriaceae. The record is from RefSeq and is a predicted model, not a curated record. Bases 1 to 1512 code for a protein of 503 amino acids. The transcript has a single exon. Gene Ontology annotation, molecular function: mannitol dehydrogenase activity.
AUGACACAACGCCUAAAGCUCACCAGCGACAACCUCUCCACCAUUGCCUCGCAGCAAGGAGAGCAGAGAGUCCAGGUCCCUUCCUACGACCGCAAGUCGCUCAAGGAGGGCAUCGUCCACGUCGGUGUCGGCGGUUUCCACAGAGCUCACUUGGCUGUCUACGUCGACAAGCUGCUCCAGAAGCAUGGUGAGCGCGACUGGGCCAUCUGCGGUAUCGGCCUGCGUCCCAACGAUGCCGCCAUGCGCGAUGUUCUCAACGCCCAGGACCACCUCUACACCGUCAUUGAGCGAUCCGCAAAGGGCAGCUUCGCCGACGUUGUCGGCAGCAUCAACUCCUUCCUUUUCGCUCCCGAUGACCGUGAGGCCGUCAUUGCAAAGAUGGCUCAUCCCGAUACUCACAUCGUCUCCCUCACUAUUACUGAGAGUGGCUACUACUACAACGAGAACACCCAUCAAUUGAAGGAUGAGCACCCCGACAUCCAGCACGAUCUCAAGAAGGAGAACGAGAACGCCCCCAUCAGCACUUUCGGCUUCCUCUACGCCGCUCUUGCCCGCCGCCACCAGCAGGGCCUCAAGCCCUUCACCGUUCUGUCUUGCGACAACAUGCAGAAGAACGGUUCCAUCACCCGCAGCAUGCUCGAGUCUUUCGCCAAGCUCAAGAACCCCGAGCUUGCCAAGUGGAUCGCCGAGGAGGGUGCUUUCCCCAACGCCAUGGUUGAUCGCAUUACCCCCAGCACUUCCGAGAACGACAUCAAGUCGCUCGCCGAGAACUUUGGCAUUGAGGAUGCCUGGCCCGUUGUGACCGAGCCCUUCAUGCAGUGGGUUGUUGAGGACAAGUUCUCCGAUGGCCGUCCUCCCUUCGAGAAGGUCGGUGUCCAGGUCGUCGCCGACGUUCACGAUGUCGAGCAGUUUGAGAAGCACAAGCUUCGUCUUCUCAACGCCAGUCACUCCGCCAUGGCUUACCCCGGACAGCUCGCUGGUUUCAAGUACGUCCACGAGGUCUUGGAGAACCCCAUUUACCGCAAGUUUGUCUGGCAGAUGAUGCAGGAGGAGGUCAAGCCCCUUCUUCCCGAGAUCCCCGGUGUCGACAUUGACAAGUACUGCGAGACCCUUAUGGAGCGAUUCUCCAACCCCACCAUCAUGGACCAGAUCCCCCGUGUCGCCCUCAACGCUUCCGGCAAAAUCCCCCAGUUCAUCAUGCCCUCCAUCGCCGAGAACAUCUGGGUUACUGGCCCAUUCCGCCGACUGUGUUUCGUCGCCGCCGCCUGGUUCAUCUACCUCAACGGUGUCGACGACAAGGGCAACAAGUUCGAGGUUGACGACCCCCUGCGCGAGAAGCUUCAGGCUCUUGCCAAGGAGGGCGGUCCCGACCCUCGCUCUAUCCUGAGCGUCCGAGAACUGUUUGGUGACGAUUUGCGAGGUGACCAGCGCUUCUUGGACGAGGUGACCAAGGCCAUGGCUCUGAUCACCAAGGAUGGUGUCUUGGAGACCAUCCCCAAGUACGUCAGCUAA